AUGUCUCCUCCUCCAUCCAUUCCACGGACGAAUGCAGCUCAGAAUCCUGGCUCCAAGAAGUCAGCAGCAUCUCUCCUCCCUGCAUUCGAGCCAUUGUCGUCCUCUCCAUCGCUCCCGAGGACCCUGAAGCGGAGUCGAGAUGCAUUGAACGAACAGCCAACAUAUCCCACGCCAGUGCCCACUUCCUCCACUGCCAUUCUUUCCUCCUCGCCGUCACGCAUUCACCUCGCCAAGUCCAAGCUGCAGAGGACCUCUUCCACCCUUUCGGAACGUACUCCCCUCGGGGCCGUCCCGUCGAUCCAACUUGAUGGCGAUGGCAAGAUAACGCGUAUGGGACGAUCCAGCGCCUCGUGUGACUACCAACUAUCUGCCAAUCGUCUGAUCUCGAGGGUACACGUCGAAGCUUGCUACAAACCGGCAAACUCGAGUCUAGCACGCGACCGGGUGGAGAUCACUUGUACUGGCUGGAAUGGUAUUACGAUACACUGCAGGGGACAAGUGUACGAUGUGAAGAAGGGAGAAACAUUCUCCUCGGACGUGAGAGAUGCCGAAAUCAUGCUUGACGUUCAUGAUAGUCGUGUGGUAGUCUUGUGGCCUCCAAAGCCUCAUUUAGGCGCUAUAUCAUCGGAUGACGAGGAAGAGGAGGAUUCUCCUUCGAAGCGCCAGCGGGUCAUGUUGCGACAUUCGACACCACCAAGUCCCAGUCCGUUACAAACCCGACGACGACCUGCUUCCCCCAUUUCUCCUUCGCCUGCCGUCCAAGCCUUGAUGCCAUCCUCGCCUCCGCUUCCUCCUGCACGUGCUCCGGUGGAAGCCGUCCAAAUAUAUGAAGAUCCGGCAUCACCACCCAGGGUUGACGGUGCCGCUGACGUCGCAGAGGUGUCCCAGACUACUCAAGCCUUGUCCGAAAGCGUCCAAAACCCUGUCGUCUCGCAGCCCAACAUUUCCAGCACGACAGAGGACUUUUCCGACAACGAUGAAGAAAACGAUCCUAUCAUCCAUUCGUUCGGCCCCUUUGGCGCUAACCUGCUGCCGAGAAUGGCCUCUUUCACUACUGCUGGGGAUUCUCCCAAGCCCAGUACUUCCAUCAAGAGUUCGAGAUCGUCACAUGCGGAAGCACGUCAAGCUAACCAGCCACCAGCAGUGACUAAAAAGCCUCAGGAAGACCCUGAGAUCGACGUCCAGGGCCAUAUCAUUAAUCAACUCGCCUUCUCAAGGUUGUCAUCUACUCCACUGUCCACCAUACUAAGCCAUCUUCCACGAGAGGCCGGUGUUCUGUCCAUUAAUGAUAUUAGGAAGAUCAUCAAAGAGACAACAUGUAUUGGGGAGGUAGCGAGGGAAGGAAAAGAUGCCGCUGGGAAGCCUCUGGAAAGCGAGUAUUACUACAUCCCAGAUGAAGAUAAGGAUGAAAAGAGAAAGGAAGCGGUGGUGAACGAUCUGCGGAAACCUGGAUUGCGAGCAUGUCGGAAACAGCAUAAGCAAUAUUUCUGGCGCAAGCCGAAAUGA
Messenger RNA from Exophiala dermatitidis NIH/UT8656, 1506 nucleotides. RefSeq lists its product as uncharacterized. The transcript has 2 exons. The coding region runs from base 1 to 1506 and encodes 501 amino acids. Lineage: Eukaryota; Fungi; Ascomycota; Eurotiomycetes; Chaetothyriales; Herpotrichiellaceae. The record is from RefSeq and is a predicted model, not a curated record. Gene Ontology annotation, molecular function: protein binding.